This is a messenger RNA of Diatraea saccharalis (sugarcane borer), 2292 nucleotides long. The record is from the annotation of a GenBank genome assembly. Lineage: Eukaryota; Metazoa; Arthropoda; Insecta; Lepidoptera; Crambidae.
UGACUGACAGACAAUGCAGACACCUGACAGAGCAAAUGACAUUGAUAAGUAUGACACUUGUUGCCUUGCUCGCCUUGCCAUGUUGCUUGAAUUUUCACUUUGAGUGAACUGAAUCCGUUUUUGCUCAAAUGAGGGUGACGUGAACAGAAACGAAAGCAAUGUCCUUCUUUCGAAAAUAUAACUGGACUAUGUGGCUAACAUUAACGCUGUAAAUUUAAUCAAGAUGUUUUCGCGGAACGUCUCGCGUGUUGUCAAAUACGGGUUGUAUGGUACUGUAGGAAUAGGUGGAACUGUUGCGGCAUUGAAAUUACAAGAAAAUGAAAUCGGUACCCAUGCAGUCGUUAGGAUCACAAGGACUGCGUUAACUGCUAUAGAAAUUGGCAGAACAUAUCAGGAAAUGCUUUACAGCAAAGAUUGGGAUAGAACAUCUGCCGAAUAUGAAGAAGCAAAGAAAGCAGCCCAUCAAAUAGGUGCAAAUAAAUUAUUGGAACUUUGCAGAGCUAAUAAAGGCGUGUAUAUCAAAAUUGGUCAACAUGUAGGUGCAAUGGAUUACUUAUUGCCCACUGAAUAUGUAUCUACCAUGAGGAUUUUACACAAAGAUGCACCAAGGAAUACUGUAGAGGAGUUGUAUAAAGUAAUAAGAGAAGAUUUGAAAGCAGAGCCUCAAGAAUUAUUUACUGAAUUUGAUCCUGAACCACUUGGAAUAGCUUCUCUUGCUCAGGUACAUAAAGCUAAGCUUCAAGAUGGUACAGUAGUAGCUGUCAAAGUUCAACAUCACUAUGUUAGGAAAAAUAUAAAAUUAGAUUUAACAUGGAUGGAGUUUGUCCUCAAGACAAUGUCCAUUGUAUUUCCUGAUUUCCAAAUGCAGUGGCUUAUUGAUGAAACGAAAAAGAACAUAGAAAAAGAAUUAAACUUCAUACAAGAAGGUGAAAAUGCUGAAAAAGUUGCAGUUUUGUUUCAAAAUUACAAAUGGUUGAAAGUGCCCAAAAUAUUUUGGGAUUAUAGUACUCAGAGGGUUUUGGUUAUGGAAUAUAUUACUGGUGGGCAGGUGAAUGAUAUAAAAUAUGUUGAAGAACACAAAAUAAAUAAAUUGGAUUUAUGUAAAAAGCUGGGUGAUUUGUAUGCUCAUAUGAUUUUUGUCACUGGAUUUGUACAUAGUGACCCACAUCCUGGUAAUAUUCUUAUACGGAAAGAACCGGAUGAUAAAGAAGUAACAGUAUUCUUGUUGGACCACGGUUUGUAUGCUCAACUCAGUGAUACAUUUAGAUAUCACUACUCCAAAUUAUGGCUGUCAAUCAUUAAAAAGGAUCGCACUGACAUGAAAUAUUUUGCAUCAAAGCUGGGAAUACGUGAAGAGCUAUAUGUGAUUUUCGCCUGUAUGGUAACAGGCAGGCCAUGGGAAUCUAUUUUGAAAGGCAUAGGUGAUACACGGCCAAGUUCUCAUGAGAAAACUGUAUUUCAAAAUGAGCUCCCAAAUUUCAUCCACUAUGUGACGCAGUGCCUGGAAAAUGUCGACAGACAAGCGUUACUUGUGCUACGUACAAAUGACUUAAUUCGCAGUAUUGAGUAUGCGCUGGGUGUGCAGGAGAAAAUGUGUGGUUUCACUGUUAUGACCAAAUGUUGUAUGAUGAGUGUUUAUGACUAUGAAUAUAAGAAUUCUGAUUCGGUGAUUAUCAAACAGUUUCUGACGAUAAAAUAUGGUUUUACAUUGUUGCUAUUCUAUUUGUAUACAUUAUACAAGAGCCUCAUGGAGACAUGUUGCAAUGUAUUAUAACAAUAGUUACAGACUUCAAUUUAGUGUAAAUAAUGUAAUAACGCCAUAAAUAUUUCUACAUUUAUGGAGAAAUAAGGUAUGAAUGGUGAUGGUGAUCUUUAUAUGAAAUCUGAUUAGGUAUGAUGACAAUCUAUUUAUUUUUAAAAAGUAAGAAUAUUUUAUGAAUAAUGGCUGUUUUUUUUUGAAAAGAAGCACUAUUAUACAUAGUUUAAAAUUUAAUGCUUAGUUUUGGGUGCUAAAUAAAACUCAAUUUUAUAGCAUUUUUAAACAAUACUUACCAUCAAAUUUAAAAAUCUUCGCGCACUGUUGUAUUAUCUCUGAACAAAGUAAAAUUAUGCUGUGAAAUGUUGACUUCUGGCAUGCUAAACUUAAUUUUAAAAAUAUUUAUAAAAUCAAGCUUUUAUUUAAGCUAAUGUUUAAUAUUGUCCUAAGAAAAAAAUGUAGCUCACUUGAACGAUUGCGGUCAUUGUAAUUGCGGCGCACACGUUUGAUACAUAUUUUUAGAAGAAUAUGUAAUC